AUGUCUUCCGAAUUAGUUCGACAAGCGCUGGCAUUUGUAGAUCCGGACGAGAGCAACAUCAAGUCAAAAAAGAAGAAGCGUAAUAAUUCACAAGGCGAUUUAAAUACAGUAAAUCCUUUUAAGAAUAGAAGUAAGAAGAAACAGAAAAUCAUUAAAAAAUCUAAAGAAGAAUUAGCUGAGGAAAACAUAAAGAAACUUUUAUCACUCUCUACACCGACGGAAGCUGCUAACUUAGAUAAGAUAAUUAAGAGAGCAGUAAAAGGCAAACCGCUCGAAGAAAAGACCGACAUAAAAGUUGGACAAGAAAAAUCAAUUUUGUUCCCUGAAGAAUCUUUCGGAGACUUUGAAAAGACUUACUUCUGUAGUUAA
Danaus chrysippus (African queen) is the source of this 369-nucleotide messenger RNA. NCBI's taxonomy places the organism in Eukaryota, Metazoa, Arthropoda, Insecta, Lepidoptera, Nymphalidae. The record is from the annotation of a GenBank genome assembly.